This is a messenger RNA of Erigeron canadensis, 964 nucleotides long. Its product is annotated as probable inactive receptor kinase At2g26730. The transcript is spliced from 2 exons. Gene Ontology annotation, biological process: protein phosphorylation. Bases 69 to 962 code for a protein of 297 amino acids. NCBI's taxonomy places the organism in Eukaryota, Viridiplantae, Streptophyta, Magnoliopsida, Asterales, Asteraceae. The record is from RefSeq and is a predicted model, not a curated record. Gene Ontology annotation, molecular function: protein kinase activity; ATP binding.
AAGAAAAUGAGCAAUCCUCGUUCUCUCUAUGUGAAUAUGAUGAUAUAUUCAUCGGCUGUGUGGAUGAUAUGCCGGUGGUGUCAUGUCACCAUGACGAAGGAGAUAGUCUGUGGCUAUGGACAAUGAAGGAUGUGAUGAGGGCGUCCGUUGGUGUAAUGGGAGAAAGUGCAUUAGGAGUAACUGAAAAGGUUGUGUUUUUAGAUGGUAAGUGCCAUGUUCUUAAAAGGUUUAGAACGGUUUGUGUUCAGAGGAAGGUGUUUGCACAACGUAUAGCUCGAUUAGCAUCCCUUUGUGAACAGUGUGCUUAUCUUGUUCCGCUAAAUGCUUAUCUUUACUCGAAAAGGUUCAAGUUUGUAGUUUGCGACUAUUACCCCAUGGGUAGCCUCCAUGAUUUGCUUCUUGGACCAAGGAAACUUGGACACACACCUUUAACAUGGAAUGAAAGGUUCAAGAUAAUCUUCCAAAUAGCAAGAGCCAUUGCCUUCAUUCAUUCGCAACCUCGACAAGACAAAGACCUCAUGGUCAUCAAUAUCCAUGGCAACCUCAAAACCUCCAAUAUCAUGAUUGAUAUCGAUUUCAGCAUUCGUAUAGCUAAUUACGGUUUUACCCAACUUGCAACCGAAAUAUGUGAUGUUGAUAAACAAAAAGCACAAUCGCCGCCUUCCCCGUUGCCACCGGAAAACAACAUAGAUAAACUAUUGUCACAAAAAAGUGACAUAUAUCAUUUUGGAAUGAUGCUUUUGGACAUACUUGGAGGCCCAAAUGCUUUAAUUUCAACACAAAGGGUUUUUGAAAGAAAAGAGGAUAUCUUAAGUAAUAAGUUUGAGUUUUUUGAGUUCCCCUACGAAGGGACGGACAAAAUGCAAAUUUUCAAGGUUUUCGACAUUGCCAUGGCAUGUGUGCAUAGGUUACCUCAAGUUCGUCCUACUAUAGAAAACAUACUGUUAUAUUUAUGCAAGUAAUA